Messenger RNA from Macroventuria anomochaeta, 1093 nucleotides. RefSeq lists its product as uncharacterized. The transcript is spliced from 2 exons. NCBI's taxonomy places the organism in Eukaryota, Fungi, Ascomycota, Dothideomycetes, Pleosporales, Didymellaceae. The coding region runs from base 166 to 852 and encodes 228 amino acids. The record is from RefSeq and is a predicted model, not a curated record.
CAUAGCUCUAGUGUAGCUAGAAAGAACACAGGGCGCUCCGGUGUUAUGUACCAGAAGCUUCAUAGCAGCAUCCUUGCACUUCACUGCUUCGACAGUCGACCUUACUGAUCAUACUCGAUCAACACCCACAAUUCCCUCCAGUAUGGAAGCUAUCGAAACUUAGCGAUGGUAAGGCGCAGGUUCGAUAUUGACGUCGGCACCGGCAACGCUCACAAAUCCUUCCCUGUUUUCGCCAAUCUCCUCACCCACCGUUCGAGGUUCUUCGAAACAGCCCCCUCAGCCGGUUGGAAGGAAGUAGGAGAGUGUGUGGUGAAGCUUCUAGAUUCUCACCUGGCUGUGUUCGCGCUAUAUUUGCACCACGUCUACAAAGGUGACUUGCCCGUUAUACCGGAUCCUAAACCGGCCGAAGAUCAGACAUAUUUGAUCCACCUCGGAGCAGCGGAACGUCUGCACCUUGCGAAGCUGUAUGCAUUUGCCGAGUGUCUUCAGUAUAUCAGAACGAAGAAUGCAGGCAUCAAAGCGUUUGUCGCCGCAACAUUCAAGAUGCAAGCAUACGGAAAGUGGUGGGCCCCACGCCUAGGUCCUGUGAAUACAAUCUGCCAAGGUACCCCACCAAAGUCACUUAUGCGACGGGUGCUGGUGGAAUGUUACACAGAGUUCACGAAAGUGCACUGUACUGGGGAGGAGUUACAGUUCUAUGCCGAGUUGGUGCAGGAGCUGGCGUUUAGCCUUUUGGAGCUCGGCGCCGAGUUCAUCACGCAUCGUGACAACAAGCAUGACAAGAAAAAGAAACAUUGGAAGAAGCAUCAUCCCGAGGAGUAUCUGGGGGAAGAAACAGGAGAAACGGCAUAAGCUUGGUCAGAGGUUGACGUUCACAGCCAUCGGCCUUGGGCCCUAAGGAAACGAGUUGACUGACUAAUCAGCACUUACAUCAAGCGCAUUGUUGCGAAACACCGGUUUCUAGAACCUAUGCACGAAUGGAAUUGGCUUUGUUAUGAAAGUAAUGAAGACUGCUCGUCAGUCUGAGGAAGUUGUCUCACAAAAGUUUGAACGUCACGCAGUGAAGUUAAUCCUUUGGCAUCAAGCCAGAGUU